AUGGCGCAUUUCUCUAUGAUUAAUUCAGUCCCAGAACACGAAGGAGAGCAGGUUGGCAUGGCAACUGUUGUAAUGAUAUUUAAUCGCAUUAUUCUUGAAGUAACAUCUAAGGUGUCCUCUCAUUCGUAUUUGUAUUAUAGAGACUUUUAGAUUUAAACUUCGGCUUACGCAUUGUUUUCGUAAUAAUGGUCGCGCUACGAUUUUUCUGGUCAACGACAGACAAUUUGGGGGAGGAGUUGACCAUCCUGAUUUUGAAAAUGAAUUUUCCCGAAUCGUUACUUGUUUCUCUUAAGUAGUAAUGUUAAAAAGUAUUUUUUUGCUUUCACAUGGGAAGAAAGUGCCGCGUCCCGGCAUUUCGAGUCAGGGACAGGUCGGGUCGCGACAGAUCGGGUAGGGUCAACAUUCCGGUAGGGUUCGGAAAAUUCGGGUGUAUUCACCACGCGGGUAUAUUCUUGGGGUGAUAUUCUUCAUUUUCCCAAGUACAACGAACAAAACAAGUACUUUAACAAUGAAAAAUUUUAACAAUCCAAGAGUUCGCAGUCAGAUUUGGAAUUUUUUCCUUGUCAUCUUCCGACUCCGGCAACUGGCCAACUAGUUUUCGACCUGAAAACCAAGUUUUGAAAGGCAAAAAACGAGAAAACCUGAUGAAUUCUUUGCUGGUUACUUCGCUUUACCAUUUACCCUGUCUUGAUUUUUCUUUUCUCAUGUUCAGAGGCUGGCGGAGAAGUCGGCAGAGGGAUUUUUAACCCUUUCCGGACGAGUCGGCACGUAUAUAUUAAAAUGAAAGAGGGUACCCUACUGAGUAACGGCAUAAUAGUGGUUCAGCCCAUCGAAGCGUUAUUUGGGACUUAUGACAAAAAAUGUCCUAAAAAGUACCCCUACUUGACAUAUCACUUUUAAAAUUUUUGCGACAAGCUGUAAAUCGGAAACUACCCCUAAAUUAAAGUCGAGGAGUCCUAGUAUUGUUACAUCCAAGAACUGUCCAAAUCGGAGCACCAUAGGAUUUGUUAUCGAUUUUUGGAAAUUGAAUUUUUAAUUUUGGUCAAUUUUGGACCUAAAAUCAAGUAUAUCUUCCGCCGGUAUCAACCAUUUCGGUCCAAAUGUGGUUUUUCCGAAUCUAUUGUGAUGCUACCUUCUUACUAGAAUAUUUCCAGAAAAAACCUAUGAGGCAUAUUUCUGUAAAACGCGGAAAUGUUGAAAACGUAAAGGUUUGAUCGUAUAAAAUGUCGCCGCGAGCCGCGAAGGGACGGGCGCAGCUCGAAACGAAAAAAUAAUAAUUUUUUCUUCGAGAAAUAUUAUUUUGGUGUCGAAAAGCUGAUUUCAACACGAAACACAGGCAGAAAUAGCACGCAAACAUUACCUAAAUGUCAUUUUUAUAUUUUUACUCUGUUUUCAGGCAAUUUCAAUCGAGUUUAAUUUGGAUUGAGUACGGAAAGGUCCGCCGUGCGGAAAGGUCCGCUGGACGGAAAGGUCCGCUGUGCGGAAUGGUCCGCUGCGGAAUGGUCCGCUAAAAAAGGAAAAAGGGGGGGGAGGUUUUCGAUGGCGCGGGUUUCAAAAAUCGUAUCCAUUUUUUCUGAAUUUUACAAUUUUGCUUAGGCAGUAGUGUUAAUUAGUAAUUUUUUAAAAAUUGUUUUGAAUAAUGGAUUUAGGGGUUUUCGAGGGUGCUGAUCUCAAAAAUCGUAUCCAUUUUUUCUGAAUUUUACAAUUUUGCAAGACGUAAGUUAUAUUCUACUUGGUGUUUUCAUUUUUAGGUGUGACUGGUCUCGAAUUUAUCGAUAAAGGAGCUGAAGUUCUGUCUCUCGAGCUGAUGGAUCGUUAAAUAAGUGGAACUGUGCGGUUGGAAAGUCCGUUGGGCAGAUUGUUCACGAAUAUUCAAAGCUGAGAAGUCUAAGUUGACAUGAAAAGGAUAAAGUCCGGCUGAUAACUUCCAAUAAAGGCCAGAUCACACUAGUAUCCGCUGAAUUCGAGGAGGUUGUAAGUCAAUGCUUUUUAUUUUGUUCAGGCAUCAAAAAUUUGCUUUAUAUAGUAAUUUAUCUUAUUUUAGGUAUCAUUUGACCAAGAUCAAGGAAUUACUGCGGCUGCUGUCUUUAAUGGCUCGACAUUGACCAUCGAGAUCAAAGUAAGUUUUUUUAAAUGUUUUAUCUUGCUUUAGGGAAGUUCUAUCGAUCGACAAAUGGACGUAGAGUUCACUAAAUUCAAAUCUAUUGCGAAGGCCUGCUGCUUUCUUUUGGUAAGUGACGUGGCAAUUCCUUUUAUUUAUUAUGACAUAUAAUUUAUAUUACACUUGCUACAAACCUAUCAAUUUCAGCUAAGGUUCAGUCAUUCUUUGCAAGAGGGAGCCGCAAACUCUAAAGCCAGUCUGCCUUUUUACAGAGGCCUAUCUGCAACCCGUUUAUGA
This is a messenger RNA of Bursaphelenchus xylophilus (pine wood nematode), 2398 nucleotides long. NCBI's taxonomy places the organism in Eukaryota, Metazoa, Nematoda, Chromadorea, Rhabditida, Aphelenchoididae. The record is from the annotation of a GenBank genome assembly.